This is a messenger RNA of Gopherus flavomarginatus (Mexican gopher tortoise), 2831 nucleotides long. RefSeq names its product CCR4-NOT transcription complex subunit 2 (gene CNOT2). Gene Ontology annotation, biological process: regulation of stem cell population maintenance; regulation of DNA-templated transcription; nuclear-transcribed mRNA poly(A) tail shortening. The transcript has 17 exons. Lineage: Eukaryota; Metazoa; Chordata; Testudines; Testudinidae. Gene Ontology annotation, cellular component: CCR4-NOT core complex; P-body. The record is from RefSeq and is a predicted model, not a curated record. The coding region runs from base 158 to 1777 and encodes 539 amino acids.
GGUCGCUCCCCCAGCAUCCUCCGUGCUGGAUACUCAGCCAUCUUGGAUCCUCGGGACAAGAAAAUUCAUGCGGAAGUGUUCUUCAGUCAAAGUUUGCUUACCUCAGCAGAGACAAAAAUUUAAUGGGCAAAAGUACAGUGUUUAGGUGACAAACAGCAUGUUUGGUGCUUCAAGAAAGAAGUUUGUAGAGGGGGUCGACAGUGACUACCACGAUGAAAACAUGUACUACAGCCAGUCUUCAAUGUUCCCACAUCGGUCGGAAAAAGAUUUUGCAGAGAGGGAGGAAGUAAAAUGCAUCUCUGAGUCACAUUUUAAGAAAUUACAGAUGCUGGCAUCACCAUCAACAUCAGGUCAGCUGUCUCAGUUUGGGGCAAGUUUAUACGGGCAACAAAGUGCACUAGGCCUUCCAAUGAGGGGAAUGAGCAACAAUACCCCUCAGUUAAAUCGCAGCUUAUCACAAGGCACUCAGUUACCGAGCCACGUAACGCCAACAACAGGGGUACCAACAAUGUCACUUCAUACGCCUCCAUCUCCAAGCAGGGGUAUAUUGCCUAUGAAUCCUAGGAAUAUGAUGAACCACUCCCAGGUUGGUCAGGGCAUUGGAAUUCCCAGCAGGACAAACAGCAUGAGCAGUUCAGGGUUAGGCAGCCCCAACAGAAGCUCGCCUAGCAUAAUAUGUAUGCCAAAGCAGCAACCCUCUCGACAACCUUUUACUGUGAAUAGUAUGUCUGGAUUUGGAAUGAACAGGAAUCAGGCAUUUGGAAUGAAUAACUCCUUAUCAAGUAACAUUUUUAAUGGAACAGAUGGAAGUGAAAAUGUGACAGGACUGGACCUUUCAGAUUUUCCAGCACUAGCAGACAGAAAUAGAAGGGAAGGAAGUGGCAACCCAACUCCAUUAAUAAACCCAUUAGCUGGAAGGGCUCCCUAUGUUGGAAUGGUAACAAAACCAGCAAGUGAGCAAUCCCAGGACUUCUCAAUACACAAUGAAGAUUUUCCAGCAUUACCAGGUUCCAGUUACAAAGAUCCAACAUCAAGUAAUGAUGACAGUAAAUCUAAUUUGAGUACAUCAAGCAAAACAUCUUCUAGUGCAGACGGACCCAAAUUCCCUGGAGAUAAAAGUUCAACAACGCAAAACAACAACCAGCAGAAAAAAGGGAUCCAGGUGCUACCUGAUGGUCGGGUUACCAACAUUCCUCAAGGGAUGGUGACGGACCAGUUUGGAAUGAUUGGCUUGUUAACAUUCAUCAGGGCAGCAGAGACGGACCCGGGAAUGGUACAUCUUGCAUUAGGAAGUGACUUAACAACACUAGGUCUCAAUCUUAACUCUCCUGAAAAUCUCUACCCCAAAUUUGCAUCACCUUGGGCUUCUUCACCUUGUCGACCUCAAGACAUAGAUUUCCAUGUUCCAUCUGAAUACUUAACGAACAUUCACAUUAGGGAUAAGCUGGCUGCAAUAAAACUUGGCCGAUAUGGAGAAGAUCUCCUGUUUUAUCUCUAUUACAUGAAUGGAGGAGAUGUAUUACAGCUAUUAGCAGCAGUAGAGCUAUUUAACCGUGAUUGGAGAUACCACAAAGAAGAACGAGUAUGGAUCACCAGGGCACCAGGCAUGGAGCCAACAAUGAAAACCAAUACAUAUGAGAGGGGAACAUAUUACUUCUUUGACUGUCUUAACUGGAGGAAAGUAGCUAAGGAGUUCCAUCUGGAAUAUGACAAAUUAGAAGAAAGGCCUCAUCUGCCAUCAACCUUCAACUACAACCCUGCUCAGCAAGCCUUCUAAAGACUUCCCUUUUCUUGGGGUAUGGCUGUCUCAGCACAAUACUCAACAUAACUGCAGAACUGAUGUGGCUCAGGCAUCCUGGUUUUAAUUCCUUGAGGAUCUGGCAAUUGGCUCAUGCAAAGGGUCACCAUUUGAGGUCCUGCCUUACUAAUUAUGUGCUGCCCAACAACUAAAUUUGUAAUUUGUUUUUCUUUAGUUUGAGCAGGGUCUGAAUUUGUUUUUGUUUAUUUUAUUUUAUUUUUUGCCAGCAGACAAGCUUGGGUCUAAAGACAAGCGAAUACACUGUCAAAAGUUUACCACUUAGUUUCCAAAAUGUAAAAAAAAAAAAAAAAAAAAGGCAAAAAGACAAAAUUAGACAAUUUGCAUUGUUCAUUGUAGCACUAUUGGUAAUAAAAAAUGUUUGUGCAUUUUUAUGUGAAGAUCCUUCUCGUAUUUCAUUUGGAAAGAUGAGCAAGGUCUGCUUCCUUCAUUUUACUUCCCGUUAUGUUUUUGAAAGGCAGUUUUCGCCAAGCUUAAUGCAAGAAUAUCUGACUGUUUAGAAGAAAGAUAUUGCCACAACCUCUGGUUAGUUUCCAGGGUUGUGUAUUACUGAGCUUCAUCUUUCCAGAAUGAGCAAAACACUGUCCAGUCUUUGUUACAAUUUUGUAAUAAAUGUGUACAUUUUUUUUAAAUUUUUGGACAUCACAUGAAUAAAGGUAUGUAUGUACGAAUGUGUAUAUAUUAUAUAUAUGACAUCUAUUUUGGAAAAUGUUUGCCCUGCUGUACCUCAUUUUUAGGAGGUGUGCAUGGAUGCAAUAUAUGAAAACGGGACAUUCUGGAACUGCUGGUCAGGGGACUGCUUUGUCGCCCUGUGCACUAAAGGGCCAGAUUUUCAGCAGCCAAGGACAUCCAUACCCAAGUGAAUGUGAUGGGACUUAACGAAGUGAACUGAGACAAUUCACUCUGGCUGUUUGAACAGCAGCGUUUCAUAGGAAGAGAAAAAAAAAUCAAUCUUGUAUUUUCUGACCACAUAAAGGCUUCUUCUCUUUGUAAUAAAGUAGAAAAGCUCUCCUCA